AUGGCCUUCAGAGCUCCUUUCUUUUACCCCCAAAUCCUCCCACAACCUCACAAAUUACCAGUUCCGCACUUCCCCUUUCCUUCAAUAACGCUUCUCAAUGACAGUGUUAAAAGAGGGAAGAUCAUGAUUCCCCGUGCCAAAGGCAUCGGUGAUGCUGAACUCGCCGCAGAAUUGGCAGAAGGGGUGGCCAGGAGAAACAGCCAUUCGGUAACGAGGAAGGAGGCAAUGAAGAAGAGUAGACAACUCUUAUUUGAAGAACUCUGUAAUUACCUUAAAUUGACGGCGGAAGAGGUUAAGAAGAGGUGGAGAAAGGUGGAGGAGGAAGAGAAGAUGUCCGUGGUGCAAGGUUUUGUCUCUGAGUGGGGAGUUGCUUUCCAUCCCUUGUCGUCAAGGUCUGUUAAGGAAAUGGUGGAAGAGCAUUUGGCCGACGAAGAGAACCCCUCCCCCAUUUCUGACAAUUCUUUCAUCUUCCCUGGUUUGAGGAGGAUAAUGGGUCUCUAA
This is a messenger RNA of Telopea speciosissima, 501 nucleotides long. RefSeq lists its product as uncharacterized. The coding region runs from base 1 to 501 and encodes 166 amino acids. The record is from RefSeq and is a predicted model, not a curated record. Lineage: Eukaryota; Viridiplantae; Streptophyta; Magnoliopsida; Proteales; Proteaceae. The transcript has a single exon.